GGAGAGUGAUGAAGUAAAGAAUGAUAGGGUCGCACGGGAUGUGGGAGGAAAUCGAGAAGGGCACGGGGUGUACAUACCGACAGGAGCAAGGAAAUCUGCUAUAGGUGCUGUGAGAUCGAAAAGGAGGCCCCAAAAGCUAGUCGGUAUUGGACGGCAAAGGAGAGAAGGAGGGCGGGUCGAGGUGUGUGCGAUAUCUGGCGCUCGUCCAAUUGAGCAAGGACCGGGGGGUUCGAUUCAUGAGAUAAGACGAGACACGAUAUUCGAGCCAUGCGAACCACUGGAGUCAUCUCCUCUCCUGUCUGAUAUUGCCCCUUCUGUCAUGCACGACUCGGAUUUCAAUUCGUGCUACCAACCCUCGGGACUGUCGAACUCUUCACUUCCUUCCAAAAACAGAAAUUCGUUACUCACGGCAAGACAGGAUACAUCCCGGGCACACUCACCAUCCACCGCCCACUGCUUCUUGGAAGAAAUCAACCGCGAGGCUUUCCCCCAGCCCCGAAGUUCAGUCAAGCUCCGCCUUCAACAUGAAGAAGCGACCCAAAGACUCACGCUCGACGAACCCGACAAAGUGCGACGCGGCAGCUGCAAUGGCUUCACCGUCACCAAAAUGAUCAUGUGCGGCAUUGAAGACGCCCGCUUCGUACUGCCGUACUUCCACCACAUCAAGCACCACGAAGUGCGGGCGCUGAAAAACUGGCUAUGCGAGAAGAUGUACGUCAAGAGAUCAGGAGGGAUCAGCCGAAUGGAGAAAGUACUGCACUGCAUACAGCUGCUGCAAACAGGCUGUCGAUACGAAUCGCUUGCAGUGCUGUUUUCGCGCUCACCGCGGCAGAUAAAGGACUCUUGCCAUGAGGUUAUGGCCGGGUUACUGCGUCUGCACUGCGAUACGGUGAAUGUGGACGAGGCUACUGAUCAUGUGGUGCGCAUGUACAUGCCUCUGUGGGGGCUGUGGACCCAGUACGGUGCUACGAAGGGGAAAGCAGCGCUGUACUAUGGCUUCCGUUUGUCACAAGUUGCACAGGUGCUGGGGGCGUUGAACUUGUAUAUUGGGCGAUGGAGGAUGCAGGGUGGGUUUGCGGUCGACGGGCCCAUGUUCAGUUGGGGAGGCGUGUUUGUUAUCCAGAUGGCGAAGAGAGAAGGGAAUUGCAGUAGUGAAUUGAGGAUUCUGGGAGUCGAUGACGACGACGACGAUGGGACGAGUACGAUUCGCUCUGUUGCUAUCGCCAGUCGGCGAUUCGAGAUUGAUUGAGUGAGCUCAGAGGGGUUAAAUCGACACGGAAGCAGAGGAAAUUGCUGCAGAGACUUCGGGACGGUGUAACUCUUUUUGGCGCGGUCAAACAGCCACCUCCAGACGCAACGGGCCAGUUUCAGGAGGAAGGGCACUAGAGACGAACGCAAAUGCCACAACGAUGAGGAUGGGUAUGCUGUUGCAGUGGCGCUUCUGAGCAAGAGGUGCGAACUGGAGGCGUGGUUACGGGCCGGCCUGCACGACGGUCAUGUUUCAUACUAGCGCAAGCC
Cucurbitaria berberidis CBS 394.84 is the source of this 1518-nucleotide messenger RNA. RefSeq lists its product as uncharacterized. The record is from RefSeq and is a predicted model, not a curated record. Bases 320 to 1249 code for a protein of 309 amino acids. Lineage: Eukaryota; Fungi; Ascomycota; Dothideomycetes; Pleosporales; Cucurbitariaceae. The transcript has a single exon.